AGCCUAAGAUUAUCUUUGGGCCCCCAGUUUUCAACAUCCGAGGAACACUUUCCUUCUCUGCGCUCUCUCUCUCUCUCUGUCUCUCUCUCUGUUCCGCAGCUCCAGACCAGAGUAAUUGGUUCGCUUGAAAGAACAGAACAGAAGCUAUUGUUCAAACUUCAAAGAACGACAAUGGAGGGCAUCAAGGGGCUUCUCAAGAUUCGAGUCCACAGAGGUAUCAAUCUCGUUGUUUGCGACACUCUUAGCAGCGAUCCUUACGUUGUCGUCACCAUGGGAGACCAGAAGGUAAAGACCGGGGUGAUAAAGAAGAAUAUAAAUCCUGUGUGGGAUGAUGUGUUAACCCUGUACAUUAAAGAUCCCAAUGUUCCAAUCAUCCUCACGGUGCUUGACAAGGAUACGUUCACAGUGGAUGAUAAAAUGGGAGAGGCAGCCAUAGACAUCAAACCAUACAUGGAGUGCAUGAAGAUGGGGCUGCAGAACAUCCCCAACGGCACCCAAGUCCAGCGGGUCCAGCCCAGCCACACCAACUGCCUGUCCGAGGAGAGCUGCAUCGUCUGGAACGACGGCAAGAUGCGCCAAGACAUGCGCCUCAAAUUGAGGAAGGUGGAGCGCGGCGAGGUCGAGAUCCAGAUCGAGUGGAUCGAUCUCCCCACGGUCUAGAUUGAGAGCUUGUCUUCGUCUGUGCUAAAUUUUCUUCUACUACUUCCGUUGGACUUGGAUUCUAUAAUUAAUUAUGAUCAGCUGUUUGGCUUUGUAAUUUAGGAACGUAAAUGGAGUCCCUUGCAUCGGUUGGGUUGGAUGCAAUAGUGUUUGAUGAUGCAGUGUAGGACCACUUGAAGAUAUAUAAGAAUAGUGGUGGGUGGCUGAAGAGGGAAUAAAACGGGCCUGUAUUCUCUUA
Molecule: messenger RNA, 898 nt
Organism: Diospyros lotus (date-plum)
Lineage: Eukaryota; Viridiplantae; Streptophyta; Magnoliopsida; Ericales; Ebenaceae
Product: protein C2-DOMAIN ABA-RELATED 7-like
Exons: 3
Coding region: 172-660 (162 amino acids)
Source: RefSeq, a predicted model, not a curated record